AAGAAAAGAGGCAAAUUGCCGAGCAGCUCGCGUCCUUCCCUCCCGCGACGGCGCCGCCCCGAAAAAAUCGAGGGAGGAGCAGGCCCUUGGAUUCUGUCCUUGAGAUCCAAAAUCAAGCUAAGCAGCAGCUCCAGCGUGCAGCUAUGGUGGUCGCUGCCGCACACGCUGAAGUUCUCCCGCUUUCCAAGGGUAAGAAGGACCCCAGCUGUCCGGAAACCUCGCCGGUCUUACCAGCCACGGCGAUUGCAGACUGGUCCUGUCUCCCGUACGACCUCGUCCGCCGCAUCGCCGAAUCCUUCCUCACCACCAACGACGUCGAUUGGUACAUGGACUUACGCGCCGUGUGCCACGACUGGCGCUCCGCCACCGACGACCCCAGGAACAACACCUCGGAUUGCCGGUUUCGCCCGCGCGGGUGGAUCAUCCUUGACGAGGCCUUCGAGAGCGACACGCGCCGCCUGUUGCUCAACACCGCCACCGGGCGAUUAAUCCACAAGGAGCUCGUGCCGCUCAGCGACUACUAUGUGGUCGCCACCACUCUUGAGGGCUUCUUUAUCCUGGCCGACAAGAGCCCUCCUCACGCCGCGCGCAUCUUCAGCCCUCUCACCGGCGCCAUGAUCCAUUUCAAGGCGCCCAUGCCGCCCGAUGGGGAGGUCACCGCUGCAGUCUGCUUUAUCAUGGAUUUGCCCAUUCUUAAUUUAUUCUGCGGCUCGUCUCACAAGCAUUACAUGGCGUAUACUGAAAGUGAAUCUUUCUUCGCCCGCGACUAUGAGGACGCAAUUUAUAGUUUCUUGCAGAGGGUGAUCAAAGGUGGGUUUGAUGGCGGUUGGACGGAAUCAACCAUGUUAGAUGAGUUGGUCCGCAAGAUGGGCAAUUUGAUGAUGUUGCUUCGUGUUGAUCCUCAUAAGUUUUUCUCCGAUGAUCUUCCUGUGACUGAACAUGAAAACAAUGUCCGUUGUUUCCUAGUCGAGUUUGGUGGACAAGUGCUGAUCAUUAUUAAGCGACAGCUGCUCACUAUGGUUUGCAAGUUUGAAGCCAACAGUGACAAGCUCGUGCCUUUGAUGAGCAUCAGCAACCAUGCUAUCUUUAUCGGUCAUCAGAGGUGCCUCGUAGUCGAUGCAGAUAAUUUCCCAGGCAUCGAGGCAAACUGUAUCUACUAUAUUGAACACCUGGGUUCGUCAUCACACAUCUGUAUGCGCAACCUCCAGGACCAGAAAGCAGAGAGGAUCUCUAAAGCUGUUGAUUUCGUGAAGCAAGACAAGCAAUUUGUCCUCGUCGCCGAUCGUCCUUUCACGAUUAUCCAGCUUCUCUCGAGCUACACCAUCAACAUCCGGGAUUCCGAAUUGGCCUUACAACAACAGAUCACGUGA
Molecule: messenger RNA, 1370 nt
Organism: Triticum aestivum (bread wheat)
Lineage: Eukaryota; Viridiplantae; Streptophyta; Magnoliopsida; Poales; Poaceae
Exons: 2
Coding region: 144-1370 (408 amino acids)
Source: RefSeq, a predicted model, not a curated record